This is a messenger RNA of Esox lucius (northern pike), 5689 nucleotides long. RefSeq names its product multimerin 2a (gene mmrn2a). Lineage: Eukaryota; Metazoa; Chordata; Actinopteri; Esociformes; Esocidae. The record is from RefSeq and is a predicted model, not a curated record. Bases 886 to 4173 code for a protein of 1095 amino acids. The transcript is spliced from 9 exons. Gene Ontology annotation, molecular function: protein binding.
CUCUCUCUCCAAGCUCAUGGUUUACCCUCUCGGCUUCCGCCAAGAACCAAAUCAGGUCUGCGUUCACAAGGACCCCCAGCAAGGAGGGACCCCCACUGCCAGAGCUACAUCUGAAGAGCUGACAAGAACAGCCAAGUCAGAGGAUUAACUUGUUAUGGAGAAAAAAGCUUCCUGCGACUACAUGAACUCCAGUUAAUAGUUCUCAACUCUUCAUUUGGGUCUGUGUGGGAGUCGGUGUGUGAUCAUGGUGCAUAUGGACUCAGACAACACCAAGGAGAUGAGUCCUGAGUUCCUCUUCUGGAAAUACAUCGGACAUCAUCCUUUUGGCAACAAUCCUACGCUUCUUUAAAAUGUGUUGGGUCCUUCUCUCUCUCUUUCUCCCCUCACAUCCCUUUCCUGCAAUCUGCCAGUUGGAGGAAGAGAGACAGAAGUGCACUGAUAAGAACAGAAGAAUUUCAGUGACCUGCCAAGAGAAAUGGGCUGCUUCCUCACCAUCCCGGCUUGGGUGUGUGUAUCUGGUGGGGGGUCCUGACAGCACCUCCAGCCUGCGGGCCUGAGAGAUGCGAGGGAGGCACAGCCACAGACUCAUUGUUCCAGGCCUUGCAACCUUUCCAUAGGGAACCGGCUGGGGGUGUGGGGAGACUCAUUUCCGAGGAUUGUUGGAGGGCUUUGAAAACGACAGGAGGAGGGGAGCCGGUGUGUGUGUGUGUGUGUGAGGGGAACAAGGGGAGGGCACUCGGAGUACGGGGAGGAGAAAUGAGGUUGAUUUUUGGAUUUUUUUAUUUUUUUACGGUGGGGGCGGGGUAUUUCCAAAAUGCAACUCUUUAAAAACAAAUAGCAGACCCAGAGAGGCCUCAGAUACUGCUGGCAGCCAAAGGAGGAGACAUGACAGCCGUUGGAGAACUGAUGCUGCUGGUGGUGGGCCUGCUGGUGACAGCUCACUGCGAGGUGAGGGCCAGGGACCCAGAAGUGGAGGACGAGGAGCCCGGCCUGCCGGUCGAGAAGGGGGGAUGGAAUACCCAGGGGAUGGGGGUUGGUGUCCAUCCGGUGCCUCUGGAAUUCAACAUCCCUCACCUGAGGGCUGGACCGCAUGGCCACAGAACUGACGUGACUGUCCACCAAGCCGAUGGCCACAGACCUGACGUGAAUGACCAUCAUGCCGAUGGCCACAGACCUGACGUGACUGUCCACCAAGCCGAUGGCCACAGACCUGACGUGAAUGACCAUCAUGCCGAUGGCCACAGAGCACAAGGACAAGCGUCCCUCGGUCUACUGCCUGAGCAGACAGCGCCCCCACCAGGAGAUGGAGGGAGCAACCCUGCCCGCACCGGGAACUGGUGCGCAUUCGUGCACCGCCGCGUUCUCUCCAUGGCGGUCGCGUGUGGGACUGAGAAGUACACCAUUAAGUCCCAGAGCCCCUGUCCCAACGGCACGCCAGAUUGCCAGCUGAUCAUGUACAAACUCUCUACCCGCCCAGUGUACAGAGAGAAGCAGAAGAUCUUAACAGCCCUGUUGUGGAGGUGCUGUCCAGGACAUGGAGGAGAGAACUGUGAGGAAACAGUGGCUGGAGGCCAGGUAUCGGACCCUGCAGACCCCACAAUAGCUGGACAACCUCACCCAGGAGACACUGAGCCUCACCACACAGGUGCUCAGUCCAGGCAAACCCACCACCCGGAGUGGGUGCAGAAUGACUUCCAGGCAUCUGAGAAACCUCAGGACGAGGUGUACAACUCAGAGACUGACAGCAACCAAACACACGUGGGGUACGCAGAGUCUCCGGUAUUCCCUCGACAGGCCCUGGAGCACAUCCCUCAGCGAGGCUACAGCCACCCCGAUCAACCGCAUCGCCCUGAACCCAACCAACGCCAAGACUACUUCAGCCACGCAGCCACGCAGCAAGAACCCCCAUCUCCCCUCCCUGUACCCCACAUGGCCUUGAUGUCCCAGCUCCAGCCUGUGUUGGAUGGCUUCAAUCGCACCUUGGAGCGCCUGACCAUGGAGGUGAGGAAUCUUUCCCAGGACGUGGCCCAGCUCCGGAGCGCUCAGUGGGAGGCAGAGGAGGAGGCCCUGCGGGGGGCAGGGGCUGGAGAGGGUCCUGAGGCCUGGGAGUCUAAGCUAGAAAGGAGUUUCCAGGACAUCAAGGAGGUGAGAAGAGAACUGGAGAGACAGAGAACUGAGGUGGUGGACAGGGGACAUUCCCAGCAUGCCACGCUGCACUUUAACAUCACCAACUUCAAGAGAGACAUCGACAUGAGGAUCAAACGCAACCACAAUAUGUUACAGCUUAAUAUCCAGUCCAUGAAUGCCACCCUGUCAGACAUGAAGUUGGAGCAAGAGCGUCUGAGUGAAGCACUCCAGAGGGACCUGACCAGCCACGGGGACAGGAGGGAACCCAGCCAGGUUCUGCAGCCUCCAGACAACUCUGCCGUGUGGGAAGCCAUCACCCAUCUGGACAACAAGGUGGUCAAUAACACUGUGAUAGUGAAUUCCCUGGUUGAAGACCUGGAGAUGACCAAUAACCAUGUCAUGGACCUAAAGAGGGGCUUCAGAGGCCUCGAAGAGAACAUCGCCCAGACCGGGAGAAACAGCCAGAUCCUGUUCAUGGAGACAGGCCUGGAAGUGGAGGCAGCUAAAGUAGCCGUGCUAAACCGCGUCAACGAGCUGGCCAGCAACCUGACAAUGCACUCGGCCCAGCUGCAGGAGACGGAGAGCGAUGUGGACUACCUGUACGCAGCGUUCUAUAAGAAUGUUAGCGCAGCAGGAGAUUGUGACUGCAAGGCAUUCGCCCACACCAUCUCCCGUCUGGAGCAGGACCUGAAGAAUGUCACAGAGAUGGCCAAAGACAACCGGCUAGCCCUGGAUGGGGGUUAUAGUGUCGAGUCGGAGCGCUGGGGUACCUCUGUGGAGGAGAACUACCAAGGACUGGAUCACGUCAUGGCUUCCCUGGCCUUGGAGCAGGAGGCAAGCAGGAUGCUACAACAAAACAUCACCCAGCUUACGGCCUCUCUUCAUGACAGCCAGAGGGAUGUGCUAAACCUUAAGAAGAGUGACGAGCUGUUGUUAAACAAGAUGCACCAUCUCUCAAGCUCCUUCCAGUCUCUGCUGAAGGACGCCAUCCGGCACACCGACGUGCUCGAGACCCUCCUGGGGGAGGAAGUGAUGGAGUUCAUGGACUGGCCUUUCCUCGACCAGGAAGCCCAUUCCAUCCCAGCGCUGAAAGAGAGGCUCCUUAACAUCGAGGAGCAGAUCCGGGGUCAGAACCUCAGCCUCAACACAUUGCAGCAGGCCACCCGGGCAGAGGAAACAGCCUCAGACGAGCCCUCCAUCCUGGUAGGCCGGGCCUCCCGCGGCCUGAAGAGGAGUGGAGACCAGAGGAGCGCCCAGCUCAUGGAUUCAGCAGGCUCUGAGAACUACUCAGACCUGUGGAGCCUUGAGAAAGCUGUGGAAGAGCUGGGGGAGAAAGUCAGCCGGCUGGAGGACAGGCCUUGUCCUGCCAGCUGCAACAGCGCCUCUGAUGGAGCGGAGGCCAAACUACAGGCAGAGGUGGCCCAGUUGAGCCAGAGUCUGGAGGAUCACCUGCAACUCUUUAGGAACGUCUUCAGCAACCUAGAGGGGCUGGCAGGCUCACCUAGCACCUUGGAUCUGGACCAGCUGUGGGCUAUGAUGAAGAAGGAGAGCAAGAGACUGAAGAGAACCAAGGACAAGACAGAGAGAGCUAUCCCUCGCAGCAGGAGAGAAACUUCAGUGCUCUCCCAGCUGGGGGACAGUCCCCUGGUGUUUCUGGUUAACAGGCUACAGCGCAGCAGGCCAAACGACAACAGACCAAGUGACAGUAGACCGCUACUGUUUGAGAAAGCAUCUGUAAACUGGGGCCAUGCGUACUCAACAGGCACCGGGACAUUUCGAGCACCUUUGGGAGGAGUCUACCUCUUUGUGCUGACGCUGAACUUUGAACCCGGCCCCUCGCUGUCCAGGCUGAGGAGAGAGAGCGGAGAGCCGGUCGCCACUCUGCAUCAGGCCAAGGCGUCGUUGUCCGGCGCGGUCACACGCACGUGUCUCCUGCAGAUGCGGCAAGGAGAGGAGCUCUAUCUUGAACUGUUCGAGGGGACACUGGCGACCGGUGACCGGGAAAACAACAUCUUCGCCGGGCUACUUCUGUAUCACGCCACCUGAGGAUGCUUGGGCCGCUCCGCGGAGCCAGAGGACAGACUGUUGGACUGAUCAACCACUAGAAAGCUGCUACGCCACCCGUGUUUUCAACCCUAUUCAUUGAUUUUGGGAGAGGCGUGUAUAUAAGAGGAUCAGGGAGUAUAAAUGUUCCCUUUUUCAUUCAGUAUACCACUUCAGGAGUUGCAGUACAACUUGCCUGAAGUUAGUGUAGGUUGUUAAGAGAUUGCUGAAAUGCUCCAAAGUAUAAAAAAAGACAUCUAGAAAGAAACUGACUUAAAAAAUAUAAGGUAGCCUCUUCAAGACAUCACCUGCAAAUACAUUAUUUUUUGAUGACCGCAACAGUGCUAAAAGAGAACCAGACAAACAAAACAUUCCUACAAAACACAGGCUCCUUAUUGACAACAAUGAACAUCAAUCAAGUGAAGUUACAUCGAGAUGUAUUUUGUAACUCUUUGGGAGUACAUUAACAUGUAAUACCUUUCUUGACCAGCAGAUGGAAGUGCUAGACACCUUACUACCUACUGGAUUUUGCAAUAUCCUCCAGUCACCAGUAAUUAGAAUUAAAAAAAGAACCCAAGACCAGAACAACAAAUUUGUGUACUAAAAUAAGAUUAUUUACUUAAAAAUUGAUACAUUGAACAGGCUGUAUACAGAAUAAUUUUCUUUCCUUGGUAAACUCAUAAGGCAUCUUUUAACCAGAUGCUGUACAAAACACAUUAAAGAUUUACAUAUUAGAGAUUAUUCUAUAUGGGUUUUCUUGCAUAUUACAAAGAGGAAAACACUAGUUACUGGAUUAAGUAUUUUUCUUAAAUAUCUACCAUGUACUGUUAGCUUAAUUCACAGAGAAACUCUUGACUCACAUCCGCACACACCAGGAGCCAUUUCAGUGGACAUGCACGCUUAACCAACAUGUGGACCUAAUGCAUGCUUACCCACAGGCACUGCUCUGCUAAAGCUAUGCAAGAUAGGUUGUUUUAUGCAUUUGUAUGGACACAAGGAAAGCAAAAGCAAACACUGAUGGAGGAGGCAGAGAAUAGGUGCAAGAAACUGAAAGUGAAUACACAGGCCAAGACUUAGAUCCUGUGCAAGAUGCUCAACCAUAGAUGUUUUGAGCGUCCCCAGAUAUUUCUUAUUAUGAACUUUGUUACGGCAUUGCCAUUGAAGGCAUCCGCCAUCUUAAAGUAGUUGGUGUGAUUUCUGAUAGGAUCCUUCCUAGUUAGCAGUUUGAUAUGACCCCAGCUGGAUCAUCAGGAAGGAUCAGCCAAUUAAGUCCCACCCAGUUGACUACAUUGAAAUGGUGAAUGCCUAAAAUGACGAUGUUCAUGCAUAAAACUCUCUCUAGAGGCCUCUACCUUUCUCUGUGGUUUUAACAACAGUUGACAAAAUAAUUUAAGAACGACAAUCUACAACAAGGCUCCCUACAUUUCUGUACACUAUGGGUCAGCGGAGGACAUUAAGUUGCAAUUUCAUACUUUUUCUAUUUUGUACUGUUAAAUAAAUCAGCAGUGGAAAUUGUCAA